AUGUCGCCUUGGUUUGUCACGAUUUACGAUUUCCUUAGCCUUGGAAAUGUUUUUUUAUUUUUACUUUUGCUGUUCCUCCUGCAUUACUUGAUGGUGCUCUACGAGUUCAGAAACAUGCCACCCGGUCCACGCUUAACAACUCUCCCUGUGCUUGGAAACAUAUUUUGUCUUGACCAUAGGGCGAAACGAUUCCCCGACACCUUUAGAAGGUCAGUAUUCAAGUCGCAGUCAUCAUUACUUAUUGAUAUAUUGAUAUGUGGGUGGCCCUCAACAAUUAGAACAAACAGUACGUUUUAGGGCAUAGAAAGUACAAGUCUACAGAAAACCACUUGCAAAAACACCAUUAUGUUGUUUUAAGGAAUAUGCAUAAAAGAGUGCGGCUAUUACAUAAUGUUAAAUUGCAACGUGUCACUGUGCAGAAUGCUGCGGCUAGACUUGUACUGAACUUAAGUAAGUACCCGCAUAUUUCUCCCGCGCUUUAUCAACUUCACUGGUUCAGUACAACAUCGUUUUCAUUUUAAGAUCUUGAUUUUAACAUUUAAAGCUAUUCAUGGGUUGGCGCCUAAGUAUAUCAUAGAACUAAUUAACAUUAAGCCUAGGUAUAUAUAUAAUCUUAGAUCAAAUCAAAGUUUAUUGCUUGACCCUCCUAAAGGGAAAAUGCUUGUCACGUUAGGUGACAGAUCCUUCUCUGCUGCUGCCCCAUAUUGAUGGAAUAGUUUGCCGGCUGAAUUACGUGAUAUUCAAUAAUUAGCUGUUUUUAAAUGUAAGCUGAAAACUUAUUUUGUUUCGUGCAGCUUUUACGACGUAACCUGUUUGACAUUCAAUUUAUUAGUAUUACUAAUUAAGUUUAUUAUCAUUAUCAUUAUUCUAUAUUAUUAUUAUUAAUAUACAUUGUUAAUAUUCAUGUAAAUGUAAUUAGUUUUACAAAUUUGAAUUUUAUUGUGGUUUUUUUAAGUUGUUAAGCGCUGUUGAUCAGUGAAAGUAAAUAGCGCUCUAGAAUUUAUUAAAUUAUUAUUAUUAUUAUUAUUAUUGUUAUUAAUGUUAAUUUGGCGCUUAGAUAAUCGACACAAGCAAUUACAUCUUGAACACAGAGAGCAGUCAGAUAAAUCAUCUUUUUCUUCUAUCAUUUCACCUUGUAGCCUUAAAGAAAACUUCGGAGGGGUUUUCUCCUUGAAGCUCGGAAGUUACAACUUCGUUAUGGCUUCAACUACUGGUGCUGUCAAAGAAGUCCUCGUAAAGAAGUCGGCUGAUUACGCCGGAAGACCACAAAUGCAUGUUUUUUACACAUCCACCCUGGGUAUGUUACACGGGAGAUUAUGUAGCCUAAGAGCAAAAUGGAGGUUAAUGAAAUCUACAGACUUGGACAUUUAGAAUUUACUAAUUGUAGAUUGUUCUUAAAUUUAUCGUUUUAUCAGUUUAUUUAAUUUAUUUAUACACAUAUCAUAAUUUUUAUGUUAUUUAUGUACUUAUUUAUAUGUGUAAUAUAUAUUUUUUCUGAGGCUGUUCCUUAGUUCCCCAGGGUCACGCCCCUAGUGGUUGUUGCUAUGUGACACCCAUACUGGUAUACUAUCCUAACAAUAAUAACUAGGUAGUUACACUACGUUGACGAUACUCUUACCGCUGUACACAAAGAGAGAUGGACGAUUAUCGCCAACACCUGAACCGACAGAACGCGGACAUUCUGAGUUUGCGUAGGAGAUCAAGGGAAAAGGUAAAAUACCUUGUUUUCUAGACUGCUUGGUUAACCGUGAGAAAAACAACAACGACAACAACAACGACAACAAUUAACAGAGAACCAACACGUACCGACAGAUUACUAGACCAGUCAUCUCAUAGCCUUGGACCAGGCUCCGCAGAGCAGUCGGGGAAAAGGCGAAAAAAAAAAAAAGAAUCGACAAGAGAGAAAAAGUGAAUUUGAACAAACAUCUAGAACAAAGGCCACUGAAUCCUAGUCUGCGGUUACCGGCACCGUGCAAACGACUUAUUGAAAGGCUCAAGGAAAACUAACAACAAUAGAAUGACUGAAUAACCACUAACCGAUACUUUCACAAACAAUAAACGGCCUUUUUACAGUCUUCAUUGCCAAUAACAUCACGGCUUAACUGACAGACGACCAAUAACAUCGGAACGUAAUUGACCAAUCAGGUCAAUAACCAGAGAUUAAUACCAUCAACUGAUGUGAUCAGUACAACUCACUUUCACUCUAACUCACUAUAACUAGCGCACACUAAGUCAGGCUGUCGAAACGUCAACCACCGUUAACAACAGUCCUAUUCAGGACUAUAUACACUCACCCGGACUAUGAAAAGACUCCUGGUUUCAAAUCUUUCACUCCAAUCAGGCUAUCUCAUCAGUGUCGAGUACAGAUGUAGUCGUUUAUCGGAGCUCUAAAACAAUGGAAAUUUUUAAACUAUCACCCUAAAUAGCGGUUAGAGAAUUUGCUUGUAUCGCAGAGAGUUUAAUAAGAGAGGAAAAAGUGACAUCUCAUUGCGGGUAGAAAGCAAUAUACAGUGUAACCACGAUACAACGGAUAUCUAUAUAAGGAAAGCCUCGGUACAAAGAACGAUGCUCUUAGUUUGCCCUAGUAAUAAUAAAGUAUGUGGAAAAGAACCUCGUUAUAACGAAACCUCGUUAUAGCGAACACAUAUUGCCAGUCCCUUGGCCCUUCGUUAAUCGAGGUUCUGCGUUAUACAAAACAAAAUAGUGCUCGUCGCUGUCGUUUAAUAGCACGCAUCUUUAUUAUUGCAGGUGGAAAAGAUAUAGUAUUUGGAAAUGGACCUGCAUGGAAAUUUUAUCGCAAACUCUUCACCACAGCGUUAAGGCAGUACCUCUCCAACUUUCCUUUAAUAGAGAGUCGUGUUUCAACCCAGGCUGAGAAACUGGUGCAAUUCGUUGAACAACAGAAUGGAAAAGCUUUCGAUCCUGCAGAUUGCUUACAGCGAGCCGUUGCCGACGUUAUAUGUGGAAUUACGUUUAAAGAGGGCACCAACACAUCGCACCCCGAUAUGGAUAAGCUUCUUAAGCUGAAUGUAACGUUUGCCGCAAGUGCUGACGAUGUCCAGAUGGCGUCUUUCUUGUCCUUUUUUCCGUGGGCAUGUCACUUGCCUUUUAAUGCUGCUGACCGCAUCAUCAAGCUCUUCUUUAAAAUGCACGCCAUCAUCCGCAAGUCACUCAGAGAGAGAAUGAAAACUUUUGACCCGACCGAGCCAGUAGAAGAUUUCAUGUCAGCAUUGCUUAAAACCCGACAUGACUUUGAGGUAGAAUGUCAGACUGAUGAAGAGAGAUCUGCUCUACUGUCCGAAGAUCAUUUCAUCGCCGCCAUCGAGGAUAUGUUUUUUGGUGGUUACGAAACCACCAGUACCACAUUGAGAUUUGCCAUUGCUUUUCUGGCUAGUCAUCCAAAUUACCAAGAGGCCAUUCAGCACCAGUUAGAUGAGGUACUUGGUGAUCGACGACCUUCCUUGGAUGACCGUCCCAAUCUGCCUCUCGUUCAAGCAACAAUCUUAGAAACAUUGAGACUUGGAAACGUGCUGCCGAUGGCGCUUCCCCAUAUCGCCCUCGUCGAUACAAUUCUAUGUGGCUACCGUAUUCCCAAGGAUACCGUCAUUUUUGCUAACACAGAGUCCGUCCAUUUGAAUCCCAACUGCUGGGAAGACCCCACCGUCUUUAACCCAUACCGCCAUAUUGAUGCAGACGGCAAGCUGAUCACCAACCAAGGUAAUUUCUAUCCUUUUGGAGCUGGACGUCGGGUUUGUGCUGGUGAACCUUUGGCUAAAGUUGAGCUGUUCCUGUUUUCUUCAUGGCUGCUGCAGAGCUUUACAUUUCUUCCAGCUGAUGGCCAUCCUCCAAAAUCAAAGGCAAGUAUAAUUCAGUUUCCUGAACAUUACAAGAUACGUGCGAUCAAACGCAAAUGAACUGCUUUGGCGAGUCUUCUUUAGUACAUGAUUCUCUUGCAACCGGACCCUAACCGAAUGAUGACUCAACUUUUAUCGAUACGGGUAACCCUAAGGACCACGGGGUUGUAAAACUGUGUCGUUGCAAGAGGUUGAUCAUAUGUUUCAAAAUUCCGUCGUCUUUAAGCCAACAUUUAUCCUUGCUUAAGAAAAUCUGCAAACCCUAGUUCGGCUUCCAUGAAAAUAAUCUUGAUUUGUUAUACAAACAAAGUUUUCAUAAAAAAUGCUUGCUUUAGGAAAACUGGAAAAGGCCAAGGACAAAAGACAAUCCUUACUAUUGUUAUCCCAAAAUAAAUAAUGAAGCGUUUUUUGUGUGUAAAUUGCAAGUAAAUCUUAAAAAACUUUAAGAGACAUUUAACAUUCUUUAUUUGUUUUACGCAUUGGGUUUGAUGUAUCUCCUCAAAUAAUCGCCCGGGCGCUUAUCUUAUAUUACGGCUAAAAGGUGGGGCGCUUGUUUGAUAAUAGGGAGCUUAGCAGCAAAAAAAGUCACCCAAAUACCCAAAAAGUGAAUUCGCGCUGUUUCAAACUUCAUCGCUCUUUUUCCAACUCCUUAGAUUUGUCAAAUGCUGACGAUUUUUUUGAGGAGUUGAAUUCCAAAGGACUGUAUCUAAGUUCACAAAAACAAAAAGAAAAUCAGUGGUACGUUGUCUUGAGUUCACGUCCUCCAUAAAACGUGAAAUUAGGAAGUUUCACGUCGUAGUCGUGCAGUGACGGCAAAAAAAAGUACAAAAAAGCGUGAUGCACCUACAAAGUUGUUGUUUUACCAGUCUCAAGCUGUUGCUUUUUUGUCGUUUUCGUUGACGUCGCCGUCGUCGUUGCCUAAGCUCCGUAUUAUGGUCUAGGGGUGGGUGCUUAUUCAAGAGAGUAGAGGUCAGGGGCUUAUUCGAGGAAACACGGCAUCUAAUUUGACGGAGGUGAUGUUAGGCUUUUUUUUCCCUAAUAAUUCAUCUGUCUGAAAUAUCUCAAGCUUUUAUCAUACAAUUAUCAUAUUUUAGAUCCUUUCUCACAAAGUAACUAGAAGCAUUAUUGUAACCCCAUAACUGAAGUAAAAUGGAGGCAUUUUUUAAUAAUUAAAAUAACCUUCCAAGGUGU
Porites evermanni is the source of this 5045-nucleotide messenger RNA. NCBI's taxonomy places the organism in Eukaryota, Metazoa, Cnidaria, Anthozoa, Scleractinia, Poritidae. The record is from the annotation of a GenBank genome assembly.